This is a messenger RNA of Olea europaea var. sylvestris, 1421 nucleotides long. RefSeq names its product 5'-adenylylsulfate reductase-like 5. The coding region runs from base 202 to 1137 and encodes 311 amino acids. The record is from RefSeq and is a predicted model, not a curated record. The transcript is spliced from 4 exons. Lineage: Eukaryota; Viridiplantae; Streptophyta; Magnoliopsida; Lamiales; Oleaceae.
AUAAAAAAAUAAAUAUACGAAACCAAAAUUGUACGCAGAUUGAAAGUCGCUGAAAAAGAGAACCAGAAAGAGCAGAAAAUUAGUGAUAGAGAGAGAAAAAUUUCCCAAACUUUCGAAAAUAUAAGGAAUUUUGAAUCCAUAAAUUAUUACGAGAAAUUAAAUCAUUUUUAAGAACGAUUAGGAAAUUGAAAUAAGAAUAGAAUGAUAUUUGGUUUGCCAAUGGAGUUAUCGAUGAGGAUAUACGCCUGUAUAUUGAUGUGCAUAGUGGCGGCAUCCGCGGCGUCAUUUCCUCCUCCGUCGCCUACAUCCUUUUGUGUCGGGGAAUCCAAAACGUUUCUCCACGAUCUGAAGACUCAGUGCCCCGUCUCGAUCCCCUUAUCUUCUUUCCCUAUUCAGAUGGAUGGAGAAUCAUUUGAUAGAUCACUGAGCUCCAAUCAGGAUAAUGUAUAUACUGCCAUUUUGUUCUAUGCUUCCUGGUGUCCUUUUUCAAGCAUCUUUCAGUCGAGGUUUGCUGCUACCAGUAACAUGUUCCCGCAGAUUAAACAUGUAAUGAUUGAACAAUCUUCAGCCAUGCCCAGUGUUUUCUCUAGAUAUGGAAUUCAUUCUGUGCCCUCGCUACUGAUUGUGAAUCAGACAGCACGAAUGAAAUAUCAUGGUCGCAAAGAUUUUCACUCACUUGUCGACUUCUAUAAAAGAACUACAGGGCUUUAUCCAGUAGCGGAGAUGAGCGAAGAUAGAGUAAGUUCUUCAGAGAAUGAUCAGAAAGUCCUUCAGAUUUGGAGUGGAUCCUCGUUGAAGGACACAUUCUCACGGGAACCUUAUCUAGUACUUUCUGUAGUAUUCGUCUUCUCAAGGGCUUUUAUACAUUUUUUCCCAGAGAUCGUAGCUCAUGCAAUGGCAUUGUGGCUUGAACACAUUCCUCAUCUGAAUAUGGGAAUCUUUGGAGAGUCAAGGCAGCUUUUAGGACGUGUCUUCCAACUGAUUGAUAUCAAGAGAAUUUGGAGCAAGUUGAAGCUGUGUAAAACUAGGAACUUCCUUAGAGGGGCUAGAAAUGCUCGGGUUUGGGCUUCAUCUCUGGCAUCCGUUUCCUUGGGCGAGUCGUCCUCAACAAGAGCAUUCCCAUCCAGAGACUUGUAAACUAGCUUGUGUGCGUUUCAUCUUGAAGCUCAGUAACACGGAACUUGUUUGUAUCAGAUUGCAAGAACUGGCUUCUACAGCACUUAGAUUCAAGUUUUCUCUUGUAAGCUUUGCUCUAUCCUAUGUCCUCUAUCUUGAGAGUACUUACAUGUUAAACCAUCAUAUGUCCCCUUCAGUGUCGUCUCAGUAGAACAAAUCAGUUGUGUAAAUUUGAGAACAUAUCUCCGAUGUAUAUUACCUAGUAAUUGAGAGAGAUCCCGACUCCUAUUGGUUGAAGUUUGCAA